Messenger RNA from Pocillopora verrucosa, 2407 nucleotides. The record is from RefSeq and is a predicted model, not a curated record. NCBI's taxonomy places the organism in Eukaryota, Metazoa, Cnidaria, Anthozoa, Scleractinia, Pocilloporidae.
CAUAAAUUCUUGCUACCAAAGUUCAUCUGUUUUUAUGUCAUUGUAGCUAUUCAAGUGAACAUGGCAGAGAGCUUUUCCGUUAAGCGAGGCCUUGCUGGAAUGUUUCAUUGGAAAAGUGAUAAAAAGGGAGACGAAACUUCGAAAGAAGAGGUUUCUGAACCAGAAAUUCCUAAAGAAGAAACUCCACAACCAGAAACUUCAAAAUUAGAAAUUCCUGAACAAGAAACUCCCGAACAAGAAACUCUUAAACCAGAGAAGAAGAAGAAUGGACACAGACGACAUCGCUCGCUCGUCACCGCUAGCGAGUUGCCAAUUCCAAGUUCUGGCGAUGAACUAACAGAAGAUGAACAAACGAAAACUCUGGAGGACGAAAAGGAAAAGUCUAAGAGCCGAUUCCGACGUAGUCUGACAUUCAGACGAUCAAAGAAGAAGAAGAAACAACGACAAGAAGAAAAAGAAAAACAGGAGCCUCUGCCGAUAGAGAUCCUUCUAACCCCACCAGUAGUGGACAACCUGAACGCCGAGGAAAUUGUUCCACAGCUAGUCAGUCAAGACGAUGGAAGCCCUGAUGUUGGAGUAGAAGGAGUCAUAGACGCCAUGGACGAAAACAUCGCAGUCCCAGAUGUUUCCACAGAAAUCCAAGAGAUUCAAAGUGUAGUUUCUGACAAAAUCGAACCCGACGGGGACGAAUUAAUGGAAGUGAUCAAGAAAGUUGAGAGUCUCCAGAACCUACAAGACAAGAUUGGCGUGCCCUCAACCGGAACCUACUUAGAAGUGCACGCGAUGUUCAAAGGUCUUGGAUUAAACACCGACAAUUUUCUUCUGGCCAGUUCAAUUUCUUCCCUUCUUCAGUACGAAAUGUCCGUGUGUGCCUAUGGUUUUGGCCUUGUAAAACUAGACGUUCUUUGGAAUUCCCUGCUGAAUCGUGCGCAACAAGCAAAAGAAGCCACAAGACAAGUUCUGGUGUAUUUCAUUAGGCCUUUGAUCAAGAAAUACCCCCACUACUUCAUAACUGCGAUUAAACAACGAAAAAUGAUCGAAAAGGCUCAAAAGAAGAUCGAAGCGGCAAAACCGAUUGAAGAGACACUGUUGUGAGCAGUAACAAACUUUGAAGAGGGCAGUUUGCGUAGCUCACUUGAAUUACAAGAAUCUGACAUAUGAACUGCCAUCACGAGCUUAAAAAAAAACGUUUGAGGAUUGUGGACAUGAUCAAAGAACGAUGGCUAUUUUUUUUUUAUUCUAUUUUCAUUUCAACCGCUCAAGAACCUUACUGCUGCCUUUUUUACAUAUCACAUUUUAAAAUAAGCUGGUCGUUUUGAAGCUGUUUUAACAUUUUCCUCAUUACGUAACUGAUCAAGUCACCAUGCUAUCAUGAGUUCCCUUUAACUCUAAAGAAAUCAAAUCAAGUUAUAUAACUGAAAAAUCCUCGGCAUUGACUGUGCGGCGCAUGAUGGACCCACCGCUUUGCAUUUUAACAGUUUUCAGUUCUUUGGCAUUGCCUUAGAAAUCUAUCUUUUCGAAAUAGUUUAUUUCGAAAAAAAAAAUAAUCGUAUCGCUGAAACGUUUUGUUAAGAUUUCAGAAAAUAUGAAUUAUUUCAUUCAACACUGUGAUCAGAAGAAAUACGCAUAGCCGAUGCAAUUUGUUCAGUUCGGAGUUUCUAAGCUCCAGGAGGAUAUUGCGAGCGAGAGUUUUUUUUUUUAUUAAUUUUUUUAAAGUCAUUUCACUAUCAUGAUUUCUCCAAAUUUUGUAACGCUCCAAAUAUUCGGAACUUUAGAAAAUGUUUAGGGUUGUAAAGAAACGUAGAUGGUUUAAUUUGAGAAGAGUUCAAAUGGGUUUAGUUUUAAAAGCAUCGUUUGAACAAAAAUAUUUUGGUGAAAAAAAGGCGAUUUAAAUUUAUAGUUCGUUCCGUCUUUUUAUUAUGUACCAGAUUUAGGGAACCAGCAAAAAUAUUUAUUUUAUAGAUUUCAAAAUGCAUUUUUAUUCUUUUGAUUUCGAGGGAAGGCUGGUUUAUCUGUAAAAAAAAAUAACAAGAUAUUAAACGAAUAUCAAAACAAAUGCCUUUAAGUCUGUGCGAGUCUGAGAUUUCUUAAACAGGAAAAAUUGGGCCUGUGGAGUUUUGGACGUUUUCGCUCGAGAGUACUUGACGGAACGUGUCCUCACUUCAUUGUUUAAGCAGAGCUUUAUGAAAGAGAUGUCAGAAAAUCAUCGUAGCCCUUGAGGGGAUCAGCUACCACGCUGUUUUUUUAACCACUGAAAAAAAAAACAAAUCCUUUUUACCAAAUUCAAGAUAGCUAUAAUUGUAGAUUAAUUUGAAUGUCCUGCUUUCCGUUAGCUUAAGCUUUUUUUCUUCACUCGCAUUGUUGAAGCUGUUUAGCUAUGGCACAUAAAAUUCAGUUUACUCUUUUA